Molecule: messenger RNA, 13219 nt
Organism: Anastrepha obliqua
Lineage: Eukaryota; Metazoa; Arthropoda; Insecta; Diptera; Tephritidae
Gene: FucTA
Product: glycoprotein 3-alpha-L-fucosyltransferase A
Exons: 6
Coding region: 627-2237 (536 amino acids)
Cellular component (GO): membrane
Molecular function (GO): alpha-(1->3)-fucosyltransferase activity
Source: RefSeq, a predicted model, not a curated record
UGAAUGGUUGCUGCAAAUACAGUGGGUUGGUUGGGUGGUGGUGUAAAGUGGUGAAAGGCAGUAAGCAAACAACCAGCAACCGUUAGAUAGAGAGUAUCGUGCCGGUAGAAAAUCACUCAGCAGACACAGAAUGACAGCUGGGCAAAAGACGCAACUGAGAGAACUGAAUUUUACCAACGAAUGAACAAACGAGCGACGAACCCGAGCAUUGAACAGCAAUAAAAGUCUCUGCAACUGAAGGAAAAUUCAGUUAGAAAGUUACGUGAAAAGUCGCCACAUCGGCAAAAGUCGUAUAUGCGACGCGCGUAUUUACUGCAAAAAAUUAUCCUUUGCGCUGUAUAUGGAAAUUAAGUUAAAAAUAAAUGAAAAUUAAGACUAGAGGGGUUUUUCUACAUUGAAAAUAUGGAAAUACUAUAAACAGUGAUUUCAAAAUAUGUUAGAUAUAUAGAAAAAAAUAAAUUGCGGUAGCAAAUUUGAAGUGAGUGAUAAAAGUGUAUGUAUGUACAUAGUGAAAUGAAAACCUUUCUAUAAAUGUUGUUGGCGAGGAAAGGCGGCAGUUGAGAAGUGCCUUCCACAACGGUUCUACAACGAAGAAAGAGAACUCCUGACUUAGCGAUUGGAAAAAUAUGCGUCGCCCAAAAUUCUCAUUAAAGAAAUAUUUUUAUUUUACGCUUAUCUGUGCACUCCUGCUGAUAUUCGGUUUUAAUUUGCGGGAACAUGAAAUUUGGAAAUCAAAAAGUGCGUCACAGCAAAUACAGACGCGCUCAGCAGAAGAACAAGCCCAACAAUCCUUGCAAUACUACACGCACUCCUAUAACACUUUGCAACCGGGCAAUCAAGCGGCGGCGCUGGAGGCAGGCGACGGCGGCGAUGACUCGGAUAAUAAUAGUGCAGCGCUGCGCAGGCGUGCGAACAUCAUCAGCACAGGCAAUUCGCUGCCCAGAGAAGGUGUGAAUAGUGACCAAAGCGAACAGCGGCAACAAGAGCAAAUGCAUCCAGGGCAGGUUCCACUGGAGCCCACCAGAGCACGUCUUUGGUUUUUCCGCCAAGGUGAGUACUAUCCCAAGCCAGCGCCAACGCGUGCAUCGCAUGGCAAACGUGGUGGUGGUUCAGCAGUUGGAUUGGGGCACGGUAGAAAGCACGAUCCCCGUGGUGCACGGCUCUUUCCGCACCAAGAUCCGCAUAGCGAUCGCAUCGUCAAUCAGUUAAUGUAUGUGCCGCCGAACUAUGAGAAGGUGCGCGCCAGCGGACGACUGAAAGUCAUACUCCUCUACAAUGGACUGGGUCCAUGGAAUGUGAAGCAAGGUCGCGAUGUCUUCCUACGCUCGAAAUGCCCUGUGGAUACCUGCGAGCUGACACCGAAUCGUGGUAAUGCCGACAAGGCAGAUAUGAUAUUGUAUAAGGAUCAUUUUAUACCAACUGGUCUCGGCAGGCCAUUGAAUCCAAAGCAGGUUAGCAUGCUGUACUAUCUGGAAUGUCCAUAUCAUACACAAAAUGUUAAAGUACCAGAUGCGAUUAAUUGGACGGCCACUUAUAGGCGUGACAGCGACAUUGUGACGCCUUAUGAAAAGUGGGUUUACUACGAUUCGAAAAUUCAUCAAGUGGAGCAAGAUCACAACUAUGCUUUGAAUAAAACGAAAAAAGUUGCCUGGUUUGUUUCGAACUGUGGUGCACGCAAUGGCCGUUUACAAUUCGCGCAUGAAUUACAAAAAUUUAUAGAUGUCGACAUCUAUGGCGUUUGUGGCAAUUACAAAUGCUCACGCAACACCGCCGACAAAUGUUUCGAACUACUCGAUCAUGACUACAAAUUUUACCUCGCCUUCGAGAACUCCAACUGCAAAGACUACAUCACCGAAAAGUUCUUCGUAAAUGCUUUACAACGCAACAUUUUGCCAAUUGUAAUGGGUGCACGGCCGGAGGAUUAUGAAGUAAGCGCACCACAUCGUUCCUACAUCCACGUCGAUGAGUUUGCCUCGCCCAAAGAAUUGGCCGAGUACUUGCACAUACUCGACAAAGACGAUGAGCUUUACAAUUCGUAUUUCAAAUGGAAGGGUACCGGUGAGUUCAUCAAUACGUAUUAUUGGUGUCGCGUAUGCGCCGCGCUGCACGACGAAGACUCGUUACGAAAACCGCGUUGGUACACGGACGUGAAUGAUUGGUGGCGUGGUGCUGGUGUAUGCACAAACGGUUCGUGGCGUAACUUUAAGGCGCGCAAGGACGUCAUACGAGAUGAUUAGUGGCGACUGCAGUUGGGAUACUGGCUGGCAAUCGCAAGCGUUGUUAUUGAAUAUGUUAAGUAGUUUAAGGCUUAUUUAUUAUUACACUAUACAUACAUACAAACAUAGUAGUAUACAUAUAAUACAUAAUGAAUUGAGUUGCAUGUGAGUGGUUGUGUGGGUGUGUAUGUGACGAAAGAGUGUAGCGAACCAUUCGUAGUUUGAUGCGCCUAGUCGAUUUUUAGCGAGUAUUUAUGGUAAACAUAGUAGUAAGCAAAUGUCAGCUAAAUGUCAGGUAUUUUGAAGUUAUGAAACGCACACAUACAGUUAAACACAAAUACAAACAUAUACGUACAUAAAUAUACCAAAUACCAAAGUAAGCAAGUAGGCUAAUUGCAUUAGGCGCCGAAGUUAGUGAAGAUGUAGAAAUUUAGGUUUAUAGGAACUUUUUGUAUAUAGCUAAGGGCUUAUGAAAAUUUUGAAAAAAAACAAAAAUGGUUUGUUUGCUUUUUUUCUGUUACUGCCUUGUUAUAAAUUCUUCUUCAUGCUUUUGCUCUCAACCCACUUGCAAUUUAAGUUGCGAAUGAUAAUUAGUUAACACAAAAUAGUAAUAUAUAUUAAUUUUAUUUUCUUUCGAUAUUUCCACUUUAGCGUAGGGACUUAUUAACAAGUUUUAAGAACUGAUUUAUUUCGCAUUUAGCUUUAAUAAUUUUUUUAUGCAAAUAUAGUUCGAGCUCUUACAAAGGCCAUAUAAACUAGGUCUCAAACUUUGUAAAAUUAAAGAACAAAUCAAUAUGUUUUCAUCAAAAUUUAGUCAAAAUUUUUGGAAAAAAUUCGAGUAUUCCUGUUGCGGGAAUGUUGCGUGGAGAAUUCUUAAUAUGUUGAUAAUAUUCCGAGAAUGUUGCUUGGAGAAUCCUUGAUAAUAUUGCGGGAAUCUUGCGGCAAAAGUCCUUUUUUUCAGAGCAAAAUGAAAGUCUGCUGGUUCAGCUUUGAAAUUACAAUUUUUUUCUCACAAUUUUAUUACAAACUAUUCCCUAUAUAUACACAAUUAUUUCAAACAAAACCUUCUUAUGUUCACAGAAAAUUAUAUCGAAUAACAUGAGUUGAAAAACAUUAAAGUAUUUUAAACUAAUACUAAACUGGACUCAACAUACCGCCGCCCUUGAACUAUCUCAAUAAGUUCAAUAUAGAAAGUUACAAAUUAUAGCAAAGAAAAAUAUGAAAAGCUUGAUAACAUUUAUGAUGAAUUAGUAGUUUCUUCGUGAAACAAGUCUCCUUUCGUUGGUAAAGGGCAGAGCUUUACUAUGGGCCGAACUAAUUCGCCAUGCGGUGUUUUCAGCGUAACCACUCUCACGCGUCAUCGGCGCCAGGGUGGCAUUUAAUAACACGUGCCAGCGUCCACUUCGUCGGAGGGGUAGGCUCGUUGAAGACUGCAACUACAUCACCUUCUUCGUUGUUGCGUGAAGGGCGAAGCCACUUGGUACGACGUUGCAAGCUGACGAGAUAUUCGUCUCUCCAACGGCGCCAGAAAUGCCGUCUCAUGGCAGAGAUCGCUUGCCAUCGCUGACGCAGAUUUCCACGGAGCCCUUGACCCUCAGGCUCCGGGAUAGAUUUAAGCGGUUCACCGACAAUGAAGUGGCCAGGCGUAAGUACCUCUACAUCACCAGCGGCUGCAGAAUUGUCACAGAGUGGACGGGAGUUGACGCAGGCUUCUACUUCUGUCAGCAGCGUGUUGAACUCUUCGUAGGACAGAAGAAUUUCGCUCAUAACACGUUUCAGAUGAUAUUUGACUCUUUUUAUGCCAAUCUGCCAGUACCCCCCCAUAUGAGGCGCGGACGGAGGGUUGAAACGCCAUUCGAUGUUAGAGUCUGCAAAAAACGAAUGGAGUUUGGUAUCAGCCAUACACCUUUCAAACGCAAUUCGAAACUCCUUCUCGGCCCCGAUGAAAUUCCUCCCAUUGUCAGAAGAAAUGACCUUGCAAAAACCUCUGCGGCUUACAAAUCUUUUAAAGGCAUUGAGGAAGCUCGAUGUUGAUAGAUCUCCGACAAACUCUAAAUGCAUCGCCCCGGUGCACAUGCAAAUAAAAGCGGAAAUAUAACCCUUGGUGGCCUUCGCUCCUCUCCCAUGAGUGAACUUGUAAGAGUAUGGUCCAGCAAAAUCGACAGCAGCGUGGAUGAAACAGCGGGCGUAGGUGGUUCGGAUCGCAGGUAAAUCCCCCAUUGAUUGUGCAGCGUGAUUGCGGUUGAGACAGGUGCACUUUACGCAUUUGCGAUAUGUGCUACGAAUUAGGCUGCGGGCGCCAAUAACCCAAUAUCGACGUUGCAGGAUGGUUUGCAUGAUGCGGGGUCCAGCGUGUAAUGUGAAUUCGUGAAUAUCGUGAAUGAUCAGUUUCGCAAGUGGGCAGCUUCAGCUUCGGAUAUCUCUUGACAGCAGGGAGGACCGACCCGUUUAGCAGCGUUGAUUCGUGUCUUAACCCGAGCGUUGACGAAAAACCUUAACACGUAAGCAAUGAUGCGGCGCAGCUUGGAAUACGAUGAAUAUCUCAUCAAUAUCGGCCAGUGAUCAUCUGAGCUCGUAGCAUGGGCGACGACCAUUGCUACGAACGCCCAACUAAGUUGUGUGUUGCAAAUUCAGGACCAGAUCACCAUAGUUUUUGAUGCAGUAGUUCAGACGGAGUUACACCUCUAGAAGCGCAAUCUGCUGGAUUCAGUUCAGAGCGGAUAUGGUUCCAACAUUCAGGCGGUAAAACUUCUUGGAUGUCAGCAACGCGAUUGGCAACGAAAGUUAUCCACUUACUAGGAUGCGCCUGAAGCCAUGCCAAUGUAAUAGUUGAGUCAGUCCAAGCAUCGGAUAGCGGAGAUCGGAUAGCGGAGAUCACCCCAGCUAUGUAACACGUUUCGCGCCAAUUUAGCAGCAAGAUGUGCAGCGCACAAUUCUACGCGUGGCGGGGUUGUUGUUUUAAGUGGUGCUACCUUAGUCUUCGACGAGAUCAGCACGACAGUAAUACUGCCGUCGUUGUGUAAUGUGCGCGCGUACAUUACGGCAGCGUAAGCGCGUUCGGAAGCGUCAGCGAAAAUAUGUAGUUCAGUGAACGACUCACCUGCUCCUGAGCCAAACCAGCGACUUAUCUUUAAACUUGAUAGCAGUAGUAAUUCCGAGCGAUGUUGUCGCCACUGUGCUGCGAUGCAGUCUGGAAUAACGUCAUCCCAACCGACACUCAUACGCCAGAUCUCCUGAAACCACAUCUUUGAUCUUAUGGUCGCUGGAGCGAGCAAGAAUGUUAUCUUCGUUAAAAUAGUGGGUGGAUGAUUCAGAUUAACUGAGAACGUGAAGUAGUCCUCCUCUGUAUUCCAUAUCAGGCCCAAGGCAUGGACAUCUUUACUAUCGACUAGGUAGUGUGAUAUAUUUUCCGAUGCAUUCGAAACAUUUUCAAAAAGUUCCGCAAAAUUAGACGCCCAUUUUCGAAGUUCAAAGCCCCCUUCCUUCAGUAUUUCGGAGACGUUUCGUUGUAAACAUAGCAGCUCUUCUUUAGAAGACGCACCAGUGAGAAGAUCAUCCAUGUAAAAGUCCUUAUGGAUGACGGCAGCAGCCUUCUCACGAAUAUGUGACGAAUAUUUUGCGGUUUGUUGCAGCGAUUUAACGGCUAAGUAGGACACAGCGGCAACGCCAUAAGUAACGCGCAACAUGCGAUAAUCCUUUAUGGGUAACGUCGGAUCACGACGCCAGACAAUGCGUUGUAGAUCGAGGUUUUUCGUGGACAUGCAUAUUUGGCGGUACAUUUUCGCGAUGUCCGCCGUUACUGCGUAGUGAUGCGUUCUGAAACGUGUUAAAAUUGAAUACAAAUCAGGUUGCAAUUGGGGACCAACAAAUAAUGCAUCGUUCAACGAUGCAUGAACUCAACGUUCUUGCAUGAACUCAUUGUAGCGUUGGCGUAGGUCGUCAUCUCGCGCAAGUCUUUUUUCGAUGCUUAGUAGACUUCGAACAGCAUAACUUCGUGAUGCUCCCAAGGGUAAGUCAGAUUUCAGCGGCAGCUCUACUAUGAAUCGACCGUCAGGUGACCUUCUGUGCGUUUUUUCGAAAAACUCUUCACAAUAGCGUUCUUCGUAGGCGAGGUGGGCCUUUUUCGGUGCUUCUUCUAACUCCCAAAGUCUAGUGAGCGCUCGAUCUAAAUGAACUUCACAAUGCAGAGACUGUAAGCCGAGCGAAGUGGAUUCGGAUCCAUCGACAUUUCCAAACAACGUCCAACCGAAAACCGUUCGUUGAGCCAUGGGCGUACCGGGUGGACCCUUACGAAUCUCCGAGCAGAGGAGCUGUCCCAUGACGUCCAUUUCGACCAAGAUAUCGAUACGCCCGGGUUUCAUGAAGUGCUGAUCGGCUAAAAAUAGAUCUUGUAUGUGCGGCCACGCCGAAACCUUCAAGGGCUGUAUUGGCAAAUCGCUUGUGAUUUUAGGCAGAAUCAAUGCGUCAACAGUAAAGCAUAGGGCUGAAAAAUGAGAUGAUAAUGAAAGUAAUACUUCACCUCUAGAGCGUAUCCCUUGGGAGGAACCAAUUCCAGAAAUCAAAUCAAGAGGGUCCGCAAUCUUCGCGGUAAUCCCAAGCGUUGUACACAUGACUCGGUUACGAAGGAAGCAUGCGAACCAGAAUCAAACAGCAAGCGAGCGGGUUGCCAAUGACCAGAGCAAUCGCGUACCUUGACUAAAGCGGUCGCCAACAGCACAGUUCUUUCUCUUGGACGAGGCUGGUUGGGAUUGACAUUCAAAUGUGAAGACGUACAGGCAGCAGCGGUGUCUGUGGAAGGACCGUUAGCGGAUGAAACGGUUGCUUCGUUUGAUGCAUGACGUCUGCGGCGAGGGAGAAAGGCCUAAGAGAGACGCUGUUGACGAAAUGAGCAACGGUUGUAGCGUUAGUUGUAGCGGCAGUAUUAUGCAACAGCGCGUGAUGGCGUUGAUGGCAAAUCCUGCAUGCAGAUGUGCUGUUACACUUUGCCUUAUAAUGGCCUGAACUCAAGCAGUUCAUACACACGCGCGAUUCUCUCACAAAUUUCGAUUUACCGUUUGCGUCAAGGUCCCGAAAAUUUUCACAACUGUAUAUUUUGUGCGGUCCGUUACAAAAUAUACAGCCCGUGCUGUUCUAAUCUUGCACUGCGUGAAACACAUUCGUAGACUUACACACCGACGCGGUUUUACCCUUAGCUGGCAAUAAUACCGUUGACGAUGAUAGCAUUGAUAGAGAACGACAUCUAACUUCUAAAAACGUGGACAGUUGUUCGAAUGUCGGAGGCUCAUCAGUGACGAGUGAUAGCUCCCAUUGCUUUCGUGUCUCGAAGCCUAAUUUAUUGACUAGUUCGUACACUAGCCAAUCGUCCCAAAAUUCCACAGGGCGUCCCAAAGCCUUCGCGUAUAUGUUGCUGGAAGUCGUCGAUCACUCCCUUAAUUGCGUCGGAGGUAUCACUAGCUGCCCUCUUUACGUUGGCCAUAGCUCUAAAAUGUCCUUCAACUAUAACGCGCAUGACCUUAUAACGCGAUUUUAGUAGGUCCCAAGCUUCUUCAUAAUUAACAUCACAUAUUUUAAACCCACUUAUGAUUUUUAACGCGUCACCCCUUAAACAACUACGAAGAUAGUGAAGUUUUUGACCAUUUGACAAUGCGGCAUUACAGUCGACCAAGGCAGAAAAUGCGUCAAAAAACCCGAUCCACUCAGUGGAGUCCCCAGAGAAUUUAGGCAGCUCCAUUUUUGGCAGCCAUAUUGCUGCAGACACAGGCGUUGACACCGACGCCGGUUGCGCUUUGGCACGACACUUCUGUACGCGAUUGAAAUUUGCUAAAGUCGUAGAGUACCACGUCUCAGCUUGAAUUCGCACACUUUCUUCAAUAUCUACAUGGUCACUUCCACACGAAAUUUCGACCGCAUCUUGAGCGCUAUUAAAACGAGUCCACUGUUCAGUGAGUAGUUGCAUAUAACUUUUUAUGCUUUCUGCAUCCAUCGUAAAGGCAUCGUCCACACUCUUAACCAUAUACCGCUUAAUGGCGUUAAGUGCAGAGUCGCGUGUUUUUACCGAGCUCGACAUUUUUCUUGUCCUUGGAGAUUUGAAGGACGAUAUUCGCACUGCUAUCACGCACAAAUCAACGCACUAGAGCCCCUUUUUUUACCUUGUUCUUUGGUUACUUAUAGUUAAUUGUUAUUUAACACUCAUUAAUCGCGAUAAGACACUUUCAUUUAAUUAGCCGAAAUCGAUUGGUAGAAGGACCCAAAAAAUGCUAAUUAAUUGAGAUAUGUAUGUAGUACCUGCAUGCACCUUAGCCAAAAUCUAUUGGCUAAACUUUAAAUGUUCGCGGGAAUCACUUAUCCGGCUCGAAGGACCAAAAUGUUGCGGGAAUGUUGCGUGGAGAAUCCUUGAUAAUAUUGCGGGAAUCUUGCGGCAAAAGUCCCUUUUUUCUGAGCAAAAUGAAAGUUUGCUGGUUUAGCUUUGAAAUUACAAUUUUUUCACACAAUUUUUUUACAAACUAUUCCCUAUAUAUACAGAAUUAUUUCAAACAAAACCUACUUAUGUUCACAGAAAAUUAUAUCGAAUAACAUGAGUUGAAAAACAUUAAAGUAUUUUAAACUAAUACUAAACUGGACUCAACAAUUCUGAGCUUUAAAAAGUGUUUUACUGGCUGAAAAGUUUUUGAAAUUGUAUUGAAAAUUUGUUGAUUUCUUUUAAAUUCUGUACAAAGUUUGAAUCUUGCAAUUUUUGAAUUCUUAAACAAGUUUUUUGCUGACUGAAAUUUCAAAAUCUUUUUUGAAAAUUCGUUGAACACUUUUAAAUUUUGUACAAAGCUUGAAACUUUGAAUCAUAUAAUUUUUCUUAUUGUGUAAAUUAUAUUUUCAUAAAAACAGAGAAUCAAAACUUGGUAAUAUUGCGCUGUUAUUUUGAGCGCCACUGUAAUCUUGAAGCUUUAUUUUAACGUAUUUGAACUCAGGUUUCAUUUUGAAAAUAUAAGUUGAAAAUGCAACUUGAGCUAAUAUACAUUUUAUUUACUCUCAACAGAAAAAAGACAAUUCACAAAAAAGAACUAUGAAAAAACAAUUUUUUAGGAAAACGAUUUUCUUUUUUUUUCGUUCAAAAUUUUUAUUUUUAUUUGCCUUCACCGUAUCAUGCAUUUUUAUUUACUUACUUACAUUUGCUUAAACAGCUGAUUAAACAGCUGAGAAAAUGAAUUUGUGUUUAAGCUUAUACAGCUUAAAAACAUAACACCGAAAUAAGAAGUGGGUAUCGCCAGAAUGACACUUUGUAAUACAUAGUUUACUUUUCCGAAUUUAAAUAGAUAAAUGCCAUGGAUAAUGCAUACCAAGACAACUCUAUUAAAGGGGGUAUUGGUAAACGAGCUUAUUUGUUUUGUUUUUCUUUCGCCGUAUACAUUCGGAUGUCAGCAAAAAAUGAAAUGCGCAUUAUCGUCGCAUGCUUCUAGCACCAACUUCAUGUCGGCUUUUCCAAAUAGUUCCUUCUCUUCUUUUUUCUCUUCUACUUUCUUUUGUAGAGACAUUUCUAAUGCACAAAAUAUGGUUAUUGGUCUAGUGCCAUCACCUUUAAUGCAUGCGCCUUGAUGCAUGCUAUUUAUUUCCUUCUUUCCAAACUUAGCAAAGGAAAUAAUAUAGGGUUUUCUUACUAUUAAGAUGUGAGAGCACUUUGACGCCAUGAAAAUUAGACAGUUACAAACAGUUUUUUCUUUCUCCGCGACGAAGAGUUUUAUGCACUUCUCUAUUGGAGUGCUUGUUUUGGGAAGUUGCAGAGCCUCGAUGAUUGGUUUGACGUUGUUAAUCAACCAUUGUGGGUAUACUUCUGUUGUUUGCGGCUUUCCGUUGGCGGGUAUCUGUAGAACCUUUACUAAAUCUCGAGCAUUUAGCAAGACCGAUUGGCACCUGUGUUAUAAUUUUUUGAUCGGCUUCGCAGAAAAUGGAGUUUGUACAAGAAUUUUGGCAGGAGUUUGCGAGCUGUGCUGGCUAUUCUAUAGGAAAUGGUUGGCAAGCCGGUUUCAGCAUACAAAUUUUUUUUAUUGGAAAUGAACUUUAAAAUUAAGCAAAACAGAAAAAAUCGAUUAAUUGAAAAUUUUAUAAUAUAAUACUUUUAUCUCAUGCUUCUGCGAGCAAAAUUUUUAUUAAUUUUACAACUUUAUCAAAACUUGCCUCUUAAGUUUAUAAGUUUUAACUUGGCUAUAUUAACGAAAUGAAAUGAGUAAUAUAUAGGUGGGAAAAUAUUUUUUUAACAGUUCGUAAAAAAAUUAGAUUGUAUGUAUGUAUAUUUAGAGUUAACAUAUUAUACAUACAUAUGUACGUACCAUUGUGCAUUCCUAAGAAUGUCCGACUGCGCUUUUUUACGCAUUACAAACAAAAACAACAAAAACGCUAAUUAUGUGCUGGUCAGCUAAUUUUGUAAGAAUUUUUAUAAAUUCAUAUCCAUACAAAUUAACACACAUUCCAACCGAAAACGCACACACAAACAUACAGACAUGCAUACAUAUAAUUGAUUGUAUGUACGUACAUACAUAUGUAGCUUAUAAGGAAACUGAAUGUUAAAAUUAGAUGUUUUUUUUAUUAAUGUGCGUAAAAGCUAACUGAGCAAUAUUAUAAUUAUAAAAUAUGCAUUAAAACAGGCACACAUAUACAUACACAGUGUAUAUCUGUGUGCAUUUGCAUAUGUAUGAUUGAGCGUAUAUACCACAUAUGUAUGUGUGUUGCAGAGUAUUAAAAACGUAUCAUUCGAAGGUCGUGAAAAUUGAAUUAAAGAAUUCCAAAAAUUUAUUAAAUGUAUUGAUUUAAGUAAAUAAAAACACGUCAUCAAGUCAUCAAUAUUAACUUGCAUACAUAAAAAACGUAGACUCAUGCGCAGAUACAUAUGUACAUACAUACAUAUAUGUAUGUUAUAUUAGUAUAUAAAUAGUUAUAGAAUGAAAGUCUAAAUUCUAGGUAUGAACGAAUUUGUGUGUGAAAUGAGUGCUAAUAAAAAUCUGUACGUAUGUACAUUGUUUAUUAAUCUUCCAAUAAGUAAAAUUGAGCUGCUCAAUGAAUUAUGAAGAAAUUACAGUAAACAGUUGACUUUACUUUUAGACACAUAUUUAUAUACACAUAUUUUUCCCAUAGCUAAUCAACUGCAAAGUCACAAAACAAUAUGACAAUCUAGCUUUUCCUACUAUUACAGUUUUUUUUUUUUAAUAAUACAGCUUUAGCAAAAAUAUAUAACUUAAUGUCGGCUCACUUACACACUUUAACUUCAAUGACUAACUUUCUCACCUAACUAUUUUAUCCUGAAAUGAAUCUCUAAUGGGACUUAACGAACUUAAUCACAGAACUCCAUAGCAUGAAAUUGCACAGAAUUGUGAGGAGGACGGAACACAAAAUGUUAGCUGAGAAAGAUCUCGUCGCAAUAUUGUUUUCCGUCCCCGUCGCAAUUGUGUUUAACCGGCCGAAUUUUCGGUGACUAGCAUUCGGAAUUUGGAGUACGUGGGUUCGAAUCUCCGUGAAACACUAAAAUGAAGAAAAAAAUGGUUUUCUAACAGUGCCGUUCGGAGUCGGCUUGAAACUGUGUACAGUCCGAGAUACCACUUAACAGUCCGAUAUCCCACUUAACUCUACAAAAACGAUACAACUCGCAGCACUGGCGACGGAAACUUUCGGCUGUCGUUGGCAACUCAUGCCAAAAAAUGUUCGCCUUUAAAGCCCUUAUAAGAGACUAGGCCCCAUCCAUAGCCGAAGAAGAUCCGCACAACUACGUACAGUCUUGUUAUUAUAGCAGGUUAAACUGCUACGUAUGCACCAUACGAACCUCGUACGGACCCCGACGCACCAAACAUACAUAUAUCCAAUAUUUGAAGAAGCUCUGUAUGAUCUUAACCACCGUUCAUGCAAAUACAUUUAACACGCAUCUCUCUUUGGUGAUAGAGACCCUAUGCUUCACUAGGGUGUAAGGGGGAAAAAUAUGUACAUCCCUUUGGUCUGUGUCCGUUGACACAGUAUAUCUCCCGAACUGACCUCUCCGUAUGUGACCUCGUUGCUACUUGGUGGAACGCCAAUCCAGACAGGGCUUAGUUAAUCUGCUACUACAACAGCAACCCAGCAUUUGCACGUUCAUGACCGUGGGACUUACCAGGUUACCGCAAGCACCUGGAUUUAUAACUGGUCAGACGCUCCAAAACACUCCAGUUGCAGCAGAUGAAAAAUAUUCAGACUGCUUUUUGCUGUUACAACAAUAACAACCCAGUAAACGGACCACAUAAUACCGCUAGACAACAAUUGAUUUAUGAACUCUUAUAAAUAUUUUCUACUAUAGCACUCAACUACCUACUUACAUACGUACUUGUGUAUGUAUAUAUGUACACUUGUUACAGAAACUCUACAGACAAAACGAAAUGCCGGUAAACCUUAACUCGCAAACACAACUUAACUAACUACAAUAAGAUAGCAAAUAUUGAAAAUAAAAAUGAAAUCCUUAAGCAAAUAUGAAUUUCAUUUAUUGUAACACAAUUUACUUACAAACCGAAUAUGCGCUUUUCAUUAUUAUACAUACAUACAUACAUACAUUUGCAACACAAAACAAUCAGUCAACUCGAAUUCCUAUUUUUCUUUGCCGCUUUGCUAUGUUUAUAUUUACAGAACAUACAACGUUUUAUAUUUGACAAUCCUAUAUCAAUGCAUGCACAUACUGCGUAUAUGUAUGUACAUAAGUAUUAGCCCACACAUGUGGGUUUAUAUUUCGGAUUUAUAAAACUUAAGUAUGAUGCAUACAAAUGGUUUGCCAAUUUUUUUUUUUUUUUUCUAAACAGCAAUUCUUGUCUGCGUACUUUUUUAUUUAUUUUACAGGCAAUAUUUUAAGCAUUUAUUUAAUUGUAAUAUUAUUUUACUGUGAUAAUAUUUAUUAGCAAUGAAUGCAAGAAUCAAUGAGAGAAAAUGCUAAAUAAAAUCAAAUAAAUAAAUACGAAUUAAUAUUCGAAUAAAAGAAGUGCAAGCCGUCGCGCAGAAUAUUAAUA